UACAGAGGAUGGAGUAUUACUGUGGUCCUUGUGAGACCGCAAUGUGUGAAGAGUGUACAGAGGGAGAGCACAGAGAACACUGUACUGUCCCCCUGAGAGACGUCCUAGAGCAGCACAAAACAUCACUGCGCACCCAGCUAGAUACCAUCAGGAACAGAAUUCCUCAGUUGACUUCUGCCAUUGACCUUGUGAGUGAGAUUAAUCUACAGCUGAGUGAGCGUAAGAACACGGCAGUUAGUGAGAUCUGCGCUGCCUUUGAGGAGCUGGAGAAAGCACUGCAGCUCAGGAAGAGCGCUCUGCUGCAGGAUCUGGAGGCAGUGUGUGUGAGCAAGCAGAAGGUCCUGCAAGGUCAGCUCUCCUUACUUCGCCAGGGCUUAGAUAACAUGGAAAGCAGCGUGCGUUUCACAGACCAGGCUCUUGGCCAUGGCUCAGAGACAGAGGUCCUACUGGUUAGGAAACAAAUGAGUGAAAGGUUGAGUGAACUGGGCUCUCGUGACUUUCCACUGCAUCCACAACAGAACCCACAGCUGGAGUUUCGAGUGGAGACAGAAGGCCUGAGACGCUCUCUGCAGAACCUUGGAGCUCUACUUACCACUAGUGCCGUGGCUUAUGCCUCAGUAGCCACAGGGGAAGGUUUACGUCAGGCCUUGGUGGGACACCAGACAUCAGUUACUGUCACCACUAAAGACAAGGAUGGGGAGCUGGUUCGCAGUGGUAAUGCCAAACUACAGGCUCAGUUAUCUGGUCCAGAUGGGGGGUCCCAAGAUGGAGAGGUAACUGACAACAAGAAUGGAACAUACGAGGUUCUUUAUACCCCUCGACAGGAGGGAGAGCACAUCUUGUCCCUUCGUCUCUAUGGGCAGCCUCUACGUGGCAGCCCAUUCAGGGUGCGUGUUAUAAAGCCAGGUGACGUGCCUGCAUCGCCUGAGGAUGUCAAGCGCAGAGUAAAAUCUCCCAGUGGAGGGCACAUCCGCCAGAAGGCAGUGAGAAGACCGUCUAGUAUGUACAGCACCAGCAAAAAGAAAGAAAACCCGAUAGAAGAUGAGAUGAUCCUGCGAGUGGGGUCUCGUGGUCGGGAUAAAGGUGAAUUCUCCAACCUGCAGGGAAUCUCAACCUCUAGCAAUAACCGGAUUGUGGUAGCCGACAGCAACAAUCAAUGUAUUCAGGUUUGUGUCUCUAUGAUGCUGUUGUCUGCCCCCUCACUAGUACACCUCCUCCCUAUACACACACGUAUUGUCUCCUCCUCACUGCACACAUCUGUACCUCCUCCCUAUACACACACGUAUUGUCUCCUCCUCACUGCACACAUCUGUACCUCCUCCCUAUACACACGCGUAUUGUCUCCUCCUCACUGCGCACAUCUGUACCUCCCCCUAUACACACACGUAUUGUCUCCUCCUCACUGCACACAUCUGUACCUCCCCCUAUACACACACGUAUUGUCUCCUCCUCACUGCACACAUCUGUACCUCCCCCCUAUACACACACGUAUUGUCUCCUCCUCACUGCACACAUCUGUACCUCCUCCCUAUACACACACGUAUUGUCUCCUCCUCACUGCGCACAUCUGUACCUCCCCCCUAUACACACACGUAUUGUCUCCUCCUCACUGCACACAUCUGUACCUCCCCCCUAUACACACACGUAUUGUCUCCUCCUCACUGCACACAUCUGUACCUCCCCCCUAUACACACACGUAUUGUCUCCUCCUCACUGCACACAUCUGUACCUCCCCCCUAUACACACACGUAUUGUCUCCUCCUCACUGCACACAUCUGUACCUCCCCCCUAUACACACACGUAUUGUCUCCUCCUCACUGCAUACAUCUGUACCUCGUUCCUAUACACACACGUAUUGUCUGCUCCUCACUGCACACAUCUGUACCUCCCCCUAUACACACACGUAUUGUCUCCUCCUCACUGCACACAUCUGUACCUCCCCCCUAUACACACACGUAUUGUCUCCUCCUCACUGCACACAUCUGUACCUCCCCCUAUACACACACGUAUUGUCUCCUCCUCACUGCACACAUCUGUACCUCCUCCCUAUACACACACGUAUUGUCUCCUCCUCACUGCGCACAUCUGUACCUCCCCCCUAUACACACACGUAUUGUCUCCUCCUCACUGCACACAUCUGUACCUCCCCCCUAUACACACACGUAUUGUCUCCUCCUCACUGCGCACAUCUGUACCUCCCCCCUAUACACACACGUAUUGUCUCCUCCUCACUGCGCACAUCUGUACCUCCCCCCUAUACACACACGUAUUGUCUCCUCCUCACUGCACACAUCUGUACCUCCCCCCUAUACACACACGUAUUGUCUCCUCCUCACUGCACACAUCUGUACCUCCCCCCUAUACACACACGUAUUGUCUCCUCCUCACUGCACACAUCUGUACCUCCCCCCUAUACACACACGUAUUGUCUCCUCCUCACUGCACACAUCUGUACCUCCCCCCUAUACACACACGUAUUGUCUCCUCCUCACUGCAUACAUCUGUACCUCGUUCCUAUACACACACGUAUUGUCUGCUCCUCACUGCACACAUCUGUACCUCCCCCUAUACACACACGUAUUGUCUCCUCCUCACUGCACACAUCUGUACCUCCCCCCUAUACACACACGUAUUGUCUCCUCCUCACUGCACACAUCUGUACCUCCCCUAUACACACACGUAUUGUCUCCUCCUCACUGCACACAUCUGUACCUCCUCCCUAUACACACACGUAUUGUCUCCUCCUCACUGCGCACAUCUGUACCUCCCCCCUAUACACACACGUAUUGUCUCCUCCUCACUGCACACAUCUGUACCUCCCCCCUAUACACACACGUAUUGUCUCCUCCUCACUGCGCACAUCUGUACCUCCCCCCUAUACACACACGUAUUGUCUCCUCCUCACUGCGCACAUCUGUACCUCCCCCCUAUACACACACGUAUUGUAUCCUCCUCACUGCACACAUCUGUACCUCCCCCCUAUACACACACGUAUUGUCUCCUCCUCACUGCACACAUCUGUACCUCCCCCUAUACACACACGUAUUGUCUCCUCCUCACUGCACACAUCUGUACCUCCCCCUAUACACACACGUAUUGUCUCCUCCUCACUGCGCACAUCUGUACCUCCCCUAUACACACACGUAUUGUCUCCUCCUCACUGCGCACAUCUGUACCUCCCCCUAUACACACACGUAUUGUCUCCUCCUCACUGCACACAUCUGUACCUCCCCCUAUACACACAUGUAUUGUCUCCUCCUCACUGCACACAUCUGUACCUCCCCCUAUACACACGUAUUGUCUCCUCCUCACUGCACACAUCUGUACCUCCCCCCUAUACACACACGUAUUGUCUCCUCCUCACUGCGUACAUCUGUACCUCCCCCCUAUACACACACGUAUUGUCUCCUCCUCACUGCGUACAUCUGUACCUCCCCCCUAUACACACACGUAUUGUCUCCUCCUCACUGCGCACAUCUGUACCUCCUCCUAUACACACACGUAUUGUCUCCUCACUGCACACAUCUGUACCUCCCCCCUAUACACACACGUAUUGUCUCCUCCUCACUGCACACAUCUGUACCUCCUCCUAUACACACACGUAUUGUCUCCUCACUGCACACAUCUGUACCUCCCCCCUAUAAACACACGUAUUGUCUCCUCCUCACUGCACACAUCUGUACCUCCCCCUAUACACACACGUAUUGUCUCCUCCUCACUGCGCACAUCUGUACCUCCCCCUAUACACACACAUAUUGUCUCCUCCUCACUGCGCACAUCUGUACCUCCUCCCUAUACACACACGCAUUGUCUCCUCCUCACUGCAUACAUCUGUACCUCCUCCUAUACACACACGUAUUGUCUCCUCCUCACUGCACACAUCUGUACCUCCUCCCUAUACACACACGUAUUGUCUCCUCCUCACUGCACACAUCUGUACCUCCUCCUAUACACACACGUAUUGUCUCCUCCUCACUGCACACAUCUGUACCUCCCCCUAUACACACACGUAUUGUCUCCUCCUCACUGCACACAUCUGUACCUCCCCCUAUACACACACGCAUUGUCUCCUCCUCACUGCACACAUCUGUACCUCCCCCCUAUACACACACGUAUUGUCUCCUCCUCACUGCACACAUCUGUACCUCCCCCCUAUACACACACGUAUUGUCUCCUCCUCACUGCACACAUCUGUACCUCCCCCUAUACACACACGUAUUGUCUGACCCUCACUGCACACAUCUGUACCUCCCCCUAUACACACACGUAUUGUCUGACCCUCACUGCACACAUCUGUACCUCCCCCUAUACACACACGUAUUGUCUCCUCCUCACUGCGCACAUCUGUACCUCCCCCUAUACACACACGUAUUGUCUCCUCCUCACUGCACACAUCUGUACCUCCCCCCUAUACACACACGUAUUGUCUGCUCCUCACUGCACACAUCUGUACCUCCCCCUAUACAAACACGUAUUGUCUCCUCCUCACUGCACACAUCUGUACCUCCCCCCUAUACACACACGUAUUGUCUCCUCCUCACUGCACACAUCUGUACCUCCUCCUAUACACACACGUAUUGUCUCCUCCUCACUGCACACAUCUGUACCUCCCCCCUAUACACACACGUAUUGUCUCCUCCUCACUGCACACAUCUGUACCUCCCCCCUAUACACACACGUAUUGUCUCCUCCUCACUGCGCACAUCUGUACCUCCCCCCUAUACACACACAUAUUGUCUCCUCACUGCACACAUCUGUACCUCCCCCUAUACACACACGUAUUGUCUCCUCCUCACUGCACACAUCUGUACCUCCCCCUAUACACACACGUAUUGUCUCCUCCUCACUGCACACAUCUGUACCUCCCCCCUAUACACACACGUAUUGUCUCCUCCUCACUGCACACAUCUGUACCUCCUCCUAUACACACACGUAUUGUCUCCUCCUCACUGCACACAUCUGUACCUCCCCCUAUACACACACGUAUUGUCUCCUCCUCACUGCACACAUCUGUACCUCCCCCUAUACACACACGUAUUGUCUCCUCCUCACUGCACACAUCUGUACCUCCCCCUAUACACACACGUAUUGUCUCCUCACUGUAUUGUCUCCUCCUCACUGCACACAUCUGUACCUCCCCCUAUACACACACGUAUUGUCUCCUCCUCACUGCACACAUCUGUACCUCCCCCUAUACACACACGUAUUGUCUCCUCCUCACUGCACACAUCUGUACCUCUCCCUAUACACAGACGUAUUGUCUCCUCCUCACUGCACACAUCUGUACCUCCCCCCUAUACACACACGUAUUGUCUCCUCCUCACUGCACACAUCUGUACCUCCCCCCUAUACACACACGUAUUGUCUCCUCCUCACUGCACACAUCUGUACCUCCCCCCUAUACACACACGUAUUGUCUCCUCCUCACUGCACACAUCUGUACCUCCCCCUAUACACACACAUAUUGUCUCCUCCUCACUGCACACAUCUGUACCUCCUCCCUAUACACACACGUAUUGUGUCCUCCUCACUGCGCACAUCUGUACCUCCCCCUAUACACACACAUAUUGUCUGCUCCUCACUGCACACAUCUGUACCUCCUCCCUAUACACACACGUAUUGUCUCCUCCUCACUGCACACAUCUGUACCUCCCCCUAUACACACACAUAUUGUCUGCUCCUCACUGCACACAUCUGUACCUCCUCCCUAUACACACACGUAUUGUCUCCUCCUCAAUGCACACAUCUGUACCUCCUCAUAUACACACACGUAUUGUCUCCUCACUGCACACAUCUGUACCUCCCCCCUAUACACACACGUAUUGUCUCCUCCUCACUGCACACAUCUGUACCUCCCCCCUAUACACACACGUAUGUUCUGCCCCUCACUGCGCACAUCUGUACCUCCUCCCUAUACACACACGUAUUGUCUCCUCCUCACUGCACACAUCUGUACCUCCCCCUAUACACACACAUAUUGUCUGCUCCUCACUGCACACAUCUGUACCUCCUCCCUAUACACACACGUAUUGUCUCCUCCUCAAUGCACACAUCUGUACCUCCUCAUAUACACACACGUAUUGUCUCCUCACUGCACACAUCUGUACCUCCCCCCUAUACACACACGUAUUGUCUCCUCCUCACUGCACACAUCUGUACCUCCCUCCUAUACACACACGUAUUGUCUCCUCCUCACUGCACACAUCUGUACCUCCCCCCUAUACACACACGUAUUGUCUCCUCCUCACUGCA
Messenger RNA from Bombina bombina (fire-bellied toad), 6252 nucleotides. RefSeq lists its product as uncharacterized. The record is from RefSeq and is a predicted model, not a curated record. NCBI's taxonomy places the organism in Eukaryota, Metazoa, Chordata, Amphibia, Anura, Bombinatoridae. Gene Ontology annotation, molecular function: zinc ion binding; ubiquitin protein ligase activity; translation repressor activity. The transcript is spliced from 4 exons. The coding region runs from base 9 to 3644 and encodes 1211 amino acids. Gene Ontology annotation, biological process: proteasome-mediated ubiquitin-dependent protein catabolic process; negative regulation of translation; protein polyubiquitination.